GUUCACUUCGUAAAAAUGGAUAUUCCUGUGCAAAUAGCUGUUCGAUUGAAGCCGCCAAACAUAGUUGAUUCUACACAGUGCAUAUUUAGUAAUCCAGCAAAUCAAACAGUCAUCACUGAGAGUGGACAAACGUUUCAUGUGAACAGGGCUUUACCAAUAGACUGCACUCAAGCGACCCUCUUCAGUUCUUUUAUGAUACCACAGAUCAACUGCUUCUUGGAUGGAUGUGAUACUUCGGUUGUUGUUUUUGGUCAACCCAAGACUGGAAAAACUUACACUUUAUUUGGACCUGGUUUUGAAUGUAUCCACAGUGAAAGUGACCAAGGAAUUGUGCCUAGGUUUCUAACUGACAUAUUUCAUAAAUUAAACCAGAUGCCUGAAAGAGAAUACAUAUUGCACAUAACAUGGAUGCAAGUGGUCAAUAAUAACAUAUUUGAUGUGCUUGGAGCUGGCUUAGUUAGAUGCUGCAAUGUUGAAGAGGCAUUUCAGUACCUUCAGUUGGGAUGGAGACAAAGAUGUCUUGGAAAUAAUCACACUGUGUUUACAGUAAGCAUGGAGCAAAAGUGGGUAGGCACCAAUGGAGUCCUCAACCACAGAAUGUCCACUGCUAGCUUCUGUGACCUAGCUGCCUAUCCUGACUCGGGCCUCUUUGCUCUAGAGAACAUAAUUAAAGAGUUACUAGCAGGCAAUCCACCCAAGCAAAUAAAUUAUGACCGCUGUAUUCUUACUGCAAUGUUGAGAGACUCAUUUGGAGGCAGAGCAUUCACUUGGGUCAUAGGUUGUAUCAGCACUAAACCUGAAGACUACCAAGAUACCUUGAAGAUAUUAAACUUAUGCCUGUGCUGUCGGGGAAUAAAGAACUUAGUCACAGUCAAUUAUUUUGCAGAUAAUAAUACUCCAGUGUACAAUGAGAAAGUAGUACUGCAACCUGCUGAUAAUAACUUUAAUCUUCAGUUUGCUACUACCCAAUGGAUCAAGCUAGUAUCAAAUGCUGAAGGACUUUUUAACAAGAUUUUGCAGUCAAAGUCAUUGUCAGAAGCUGAUAUUAACCAAGUUAGUGAGUGGUUAUUUCUGAAGGCAGAAUGUGACGAAUGCUUAAAUGGUGAUGGUGUGGAUAAUAAAGAAGUAGGUCCAAAGCAGGGUCUACCAAGAAUAGCAGAAGACACUGAACCCAGUGAGCCUAGUGAAUCUGAUGUAGAAUCUGAUUCUGUGGACAGCCAUUCUGAUACUGUUUUUCAAGAUAAAGUUGAAAAGUUUAUGGAAUAUUUUAGGGAAAAGAAUGAUCAGCAGUUUGCAGACAGAUGUGAAGAAUAUUUAAACCACAUAGAUUCAGAUGACAUUACAAUAUCGGAAACAAGCGGCUCCCAGUCACUGCCUAUUAUGACCUCACAGUCCAAUUCUGGUCGCAGAAGAACCAUUCAACCUGGUGAAAGCCUCUCAGGUGCUGAAUUAGAACUCUUAAGAAAGGUGGCUGCUAAGGCAAUUUCUCCAGAAACUCAGAAAAUACUUAUUGAAUCUCAUAAAAAAGACGUAGACCCUGAACCAAAAUUGAUUGAAAGAGAAUUGUUGAAGAUGAUUGAUUCACCUAAAACCAAUGAGUUAUGUAAAAAAUAUAAAAUUACUAAGGAAAAGUACACUCAAAAACAGAUUUUAGCUAGAAAAUUGUCUAAAGAAAUUAGUAGCAGUCAGACACAAUUGAAAGAGUUGAUAAAUCUUUGCAUAGCAAAAGAAAGAUUGAUAGAUGAUCUCUCAAAAACAAUGUCCCAUAAUACUCAGAACAAGGCACACUCAGAGAAGCUAGAUAAUGUGGGAGACCAAGACACUGUAAAAGAAAUAAGAAGACAUGAAACAAACCUGAAAACCUAUAAAAAGCAAAUUGAACAAAUAAAAAGACAAAUAAAAAAGGACGAGAAACGAAGAAAUACUUUAGAUGUUGAAUUAGUUAAAGAUAAGUUGAAAUUAGAUGAAUUAUCAGAGACUUCUGUUGAAGUGAAAGACAGGAAAGCCAAUACAUUGAAACAUUUCACACAUAGAAUUACUCAGUUAGACAGUAUAUUAAAGGAGAAAACAAAUGAUUUAGAAAACUUGGAACUAUCCAAAGAAAAAGAAUUGAUGUUAAGAAAAGAAAUUAAAAAUCUAAGGAAAACAAGAGAGUGUUUGCAUGAGCAAAGAUGCAGUUUAGGUCACAAAAGGAAAAUAUACAAAUCUUUAUCAGAUUCAGAGGAACGUAAGUUGCUUGAAUGUGAAGAAGCAAUAGAGGCAAUUGACACAGCAAUAGAGUACAAGAAUAAUUUGAUUUGUGGGAAGUCGCCUUCAGCUUCUCUUUCUGAUUCCCAAGACAAUAAAGAUUCGAGAAGCCGGGGAGAACAGAUGCUAAUGGCCAGGCUGGAUAAGUUGUCGCAUGAUGAAAUUAAGACACUUUUAUAUAGAUACUUCCAGAAGGUGGUCGAUUUACGCAGCGCGUGCGCAGCGCUAGAAGCGGGCGCGGCCGCGGCGGCAGAUGAGGCGGCCGUGUGGCGCGCGCGCGCAGCCGCCGCCUGGAGGCAUGCGCAGAGGAGCCGUACGCAAGCACAUGCCAGACACUUCCAGUCAAUACAUAGGUACCUGGAUAACAGUGCGGCAGAACGAGCUCUAUCCCUCGGCAUGACAACCGACUCCGAAACUUCAGACGAUGCAAUGCUUCUUGUUGACCGAAUGAAGCAAAUUGCACGGUACCCUCCGGCACCGAUAAUUCCUAGUCAGAACCUACGGCAAUUGAUGCCAGCGACAAACCUUCCUCAGGCUCGAGUUACUAAAGAAAAGAAUAAACUCGUUAUUGUACAGCAUAACAAGAAACACUGAUAUUGGGUUUUGUUAUUUUUGUUUAAUCUUAUAAUUAUAUAUGUGGCUUAUAAACUGAUUGUGUAUAUAGUUGCACUCGGAUUUGAUAAUCAACUUGAACUGUUUGGAGUAUGGAAUUGAUUUGAAAAUACUAAGAUCGGUGAGUGUAGAAAAUUUAACGCAGUAUAUAGCUUUACAUAGCGCUACAUUUUGAAAUACUCGAGAUAUGUAACUCGACAGUAAAAUACAACAACAAAAUUUCCAACAAACAACAUUUGUUUCAAUUAAAUUAAUUAAUGCAUAUUCAGGAUCGUAGCAAGUGGAAGGCUAUGGUCCCUGUCUAUCCCGAUCGGAAAAGGGCAUGAGUGUAUGUAUGUAAUUAAAUAAAAUACUGCCUUAGUAAAUUAGUUAAUAAUUUAUUGUACGUUUGUAAUACAAUUGCCCAAAUAAUUUUAAAUAAUUUACUCUUAUUUGGUGGUACAACCACAUACCAUGCUGAUAGCGUUGUACGCGGUAUAACACACAGCUAUACAAAGCUGUCUGCACAUUGCACAAAUCCUUAUUAUUUAUUUAUUGAACAUUGGUUGUAGACCCAUCAGCUUAAAAAGAUAACAAAUAACUAAGAAAGUCAAAACGUAAUAUUUUACAAAAUUAAUUCAUGGAAGAUCGGGAAAAACAAGAACCAGCCAGUUGUAUUCACUAAUCCUUAUAAAUGACUCUUUAUACACGCAUAUUUAUGUUUACUUGUUCGUCACGUUGUUUCACUUUUUCGAAUCUCGCAAUCGAUUUUAAGGGCGCGUUGAAAUUAGCGUGAGAGUCAGAAUGGCGGGUGUACCUUAACGGAUCCUGC
Hyposmocoma kahamanoa is the source of this 3670-nucleotide messenger RNA. It is a transcript of the gene cos, whose product is annotated as kinesin-like protein costa. The coding region runs from base 16 to 2841 and encodes 941 amino acids. Gene Ontology annotation, molecular function: ATP binding; plus-end-directed microtubule motor activity; microtubule binding. The record is from RefSeq and is a predicted model, not a curated record. The transcript is spliced from 6 exons. NCBI's taxonomy places the organism in Eukaryota, Metazoa, Arthropoda, Insecta, Lepidoptera, Cosmopterigidae. Gene Ontology annotation, biological process: microtubule-based movement.